UGCAUUAAUGACUUUAAUGAAUGAUUUGGUGACGUGUUAAGACUAUCUGUAUCGGGUUUAAUAUAAGAUAGACUUAGAUUGGAAUUCACCCCUCUAUCACAGAAGGUUCCCAACUUUAUAUUAAACAAUACACAGAUCGAGGUUUUGCAGACGACUGCAUCGUUUUGGUGAAUAAGUGACCCGUGAAGAAGUUCAUCGCGCACGGCUCGGUCCGAGGUAGACGGGUCACGACGCAUGCAAGGUGCAAUGUUUGUAUUCUAGCCGGGGAGUUCAAUACAGUUUAUAGUUGUGAACCACGUUUUUGGAAAUGUCACGACGAAAACAGUCCAACCCUAAACCUGUCAUUCGGUUAUCAGAAAAUGAUGACAGUGACUCGGCGAUGGAAAAGGAGAUGUCGAUUGAGGAAAAUGGCGAGAACAAACCAACGGAUCAUUCCAGUGACUCGCAGAACGGUGCUUCGGACCAAGAAGAACCGGAAGUGAGUUUAAAGGUGUCGGAAGUACAGACAAAUAAAGAACAAUUAGACAUCACUGUGAAAAGUGAAGCUUCCGAGAGCGAAAUGAUUUUAGAAAGUUGUAACUCUUUAAAAAGAGUCAGUGUGCCAAACAACAUCUUGUUUCUGAAGAGACUAGAUGAGGAGGAUGCGAACAUCGCAGGUCGCUCCUGUCUUUUAUUCAGUGCUAUCCCAUUGCCUUCUGGGAGCUGUAUUGGUCCCUUCAAAGGAGAAAUUGUCUCCCUUAGUUCCAUCAAACAAGGAGACUUGGUCCUACAGGCCCAAGAGAAGGAGGGUGAGGCCGGAUUUGUGAGGGUCCUGUGUGAUAAUGGUUCAUGGUUAUCAUUGCUGCGCCCCGCCCCCAGUGAAUCCGCCAAAAACGCCUCAGUGUAUUUUGAAGACGGAAAAAUCUGGUGUGAAAUUGUGAGUGACUUGAGUCCAGGAACAGAAUUGUUGGCAUCUUUUACGAUUAACUCGAAUAACUUACCAGAAAGUGACGUCACAUCUCCUGAGGCGCAGUCGACGGACGAACCAAUGGAGACAACCCAUGUACCAAAAGUUGAAACCCAUUUGCCGAAAAGUCCACCUGCUCCAAGUGUGGAUAAACCUGUUCCCUCACAUGCGGCCCUUUUGUAUGGUUGCCAAUUCUGUGGUGUUCGGUUUAGCAGUCUAAGGACUCUACAGGGUCAUCUGACCUUCUAUUGCUCCAAGAAACCCCAACUACCAGGGCAACAGUCGGAGGAGAAUGACUGCACAGAAAAUGACAAAGCUGGAAUGCGUACUGCGAAAAAGAGAACUCUCUCUGAGAGAUCACAGAGUCCUGAUGGGAAGUUUUCCUCGCCAAGUCCUGGGAAAUCCGACGUUUCAUCAGAAUCGGACGGCGUUCCAGCUAAAGUGCCAAAACCGGAACUAUUCAAGUGCGAUAUGUGUUCCUAUUCUAUUGACAAGCUGUCCAGUCUGAACCGUCAUAAACGAAUCCAUAAUAGGGGCGACAACUCGGCGAUGGAACACCAACACAUUGCUUCUAAACAAGACACUUAUUGCAAAGACUGUAACAUUCAGUUUUCUUCCUUCAGCACAUACAAGUGUCACAAGGAAGUGUACUGUUCCAAAAGGUUCGUAGGAGUUGGUGCUCCUUCUCCUUCGCCUAAGCUGAUCAGUCCUGGAAGUGAUCCUGGGAGACUAAUGUUGUCUCCAGCAACUCUCCAGCAGGCAAUGAUCGGUGUAUCCACAAAAAUGAGCAACGGGCAACCGCGUGUUAUUGUUGCUCCUCCUUUAUUGGUAUCUUCAAAGGAAUCUUCUGAUAUUAACUAUAGUUAUCCUACAGUUAUAGUACAACCUGUAUUACCGACGCUAGGUGAACGCAAAACGCCACCAAAGGAACUUAGAGAAACUCGGAUCUCAACCUCGAGUUCCCCAGACAUGCCGUUAGAUUUAAGCACGUCCAAAAGCGAUAGUCCAAAAUCCUCUUUUUCGACGACAUCAAAAGCCAAAACAGAAAUAGAAGAGGAACAAACCAAAGAGUUGGACCUUUCGAUCAAAGUAAAAGAAGAAAGAUUAAGUCCGAAAUCGUCGUCCUCGAUGUCGCCCUCUUCCAGACAGAUGGUGACACCCAAGUCUUCUCCAAGCUCCCCAAACAGCCAGAGAAGCGACGAACACUCUAUGUCAGAGUUACCUCGCCUGAUGGCAUCCCCCAUUCCGCCCCUAAUCACUGUUCCGCAGCUGUCUUAUAUGGGAAAACCAGUUCCUGCGUUACCCCACUCCGUCAGUAAAUGCACGGACUGCAACAUCGUCUUCUACAAACGUGAAAACUAUCUGAUACAUAAAAAGCAUUACUGUUCUAGUCGCCAAAACAAAUCCACGUCAGAAGACGAAGACGGAAGUGCUGACCUGUUGUCAAGACGACAGGCUAUCGGUGCACGUUCGAUUGCCACUCCUGAACGUACGCAUUCCACGGAUAGCUCUGAAAAGUCUCCUCAAGGGAAAACUGAAGUCAAAGAACCGGUUACACCAGGACAGACAGCAAAGUCUCCCCAGGAUGAAAAACUGAGUCCAUCCAGAACACGAGAGGCGGGGGAAAUAAUCUACCGAUUCUAUUGUGUUCCUUGCAAAAUAAAAUUCAGUUCUGCGAGUACUUUGCAAGCACACAAAGAGUUCUAUUGUCCGCAUGGAAAAGAAAGCGAACAUACAGUUGUAGGGAAGAACAGAAUGGAAGGAAAAUCGUCUCCAAAAUCGGACGAGGAGGCCAUAAAGUGUCCUCGUUGUGAGGUGAUGAUGCCGUCCUCUAGACACCUAAAGAUGCAUUUCUGUACGGGAGUCUCCAGUCAGAUGCCAAUAUUUCGGUGCAUUUACUGUGAUUUCGUCACUCAAACCGAAACAAGACUGUCGGAACACAUGAAGGCCCACAUGCCCAACAAAGCAUAUCGCUGCACUCUAUGUGGAUAUCGCGGAAAUACUGUGCGUGGAAUGAGAAUGCAUGGCAAGGUCCAUCUGGAUAAUGGAGAGGAAUUUACGGAUGAUCACAUGAUAGAGAUUGAGGAACCGCCGCUGAUGCCAAUAAAACUAGGAGACCACGUUUCAUCAGAAGCCGGACCAAUAGACGUGGAAGCAGAGUUGAUCCGUCUAAAGAACGAACCCUACAAAAGGCGACGCUCAAGAAAGUCCUACGAAAAAGCAGAACACGCGUCUUCAAUACCAAGAAACUUUUCUAGUAUGUGUAUGUAUUGUGGACAAAUCUUUACAGACAUUUCAAACUUCGCCAUGCAUUUGAAACUUCACGAGAUGAUAGCCCUCCAAGCGGCUGGGGUUCAGAACUACAAAUGUCAAUAUUGCACAUCUUUAUGUGACUCUUUUGAGUCUUUGAUGGCGCAUGUUUACAACAAGCACCCGGAAAAAAUUCCUCGAGACCAGUCUAGUCCAGGAUCGACUUCUCGAUCAAGCCCAGGUACAACCAAAACGCCAGAGCAGAAAUCCCCCUCUCCCCAGCCAGAUCAACCUGUCAUAAAAACCGAGCCACAAUCUUCAGCAGAGGAAGAGGAGGAGUCCCGUGAAACAACGGAUCAGGAGUUGGUUCCCGUCAAGAGAGAAGCCACUACUGAUAGCGAGGAAAGUGGAAAUACCGAAAACAUUCCAAACGAAACGCUGUCUUCUUCCAAAAGAAUCAAAGAGGAAGUGCAAAGUGAAAGUUCAAGGUCACCCUUGGAGACCUCCAUUGUAAAUAGAGACCUACCAAAAAGUGCUUCCUCUUCCCCUAGAUCUCAGAAAUCCCCAAUUAGUCGCGAUUCUACGCCCAAAACCAAAUCAGAGAAUCCAGAAACGGUCGAUAAAAAAUCCUCCCUAAUGAUUCCCCGAGUUGAUCCUCAAAUGAUGCCAUACUAUCACGUGGUCCCUGCAGCUUUCCAUGUCCUACCAAACAUGGUAAGCCCUGUGUCGUCACAGAUUGGACAGUCGCCAAAACGAACGGACAAGUACUGUCGCCAUUGUGAUAUCUCAUUUACCUACAAAAACUCUUACCUAGCACACAAAAAGUACUAUUGCAGUGCCAACAUGUCGUCGGAGGAAAUGACUUCUCCUGCGCAAGCGUAGAAGAUAACAUUCCUUUAAUUUCUAUGGUAUUUUGAUGCAAAACCUGAUAGACUAUUCGGUAGCUUUUUUUAAAGUUACUUGUAUGAACGAGUGGUAAUUUUAGCCGCGAUUGACAUAUUAUUUUAUAUACAUCAGGAUGUUUUUUGUGUAUGAUUUGAAUCGGUGCUUCAACCCAAUUCACGCCAUUGCUAUUGGUUGAUUCAAAUUUUUGAAUUUUGUUGCGUUCACACUGUGUUUAGUGAUUAUUUAUUGUUACAUAUAUGUGUUCAUAUUUAAUCCGUUUCUAAGUAAAAAUAAAAGAUAAAAAAAA
Molecule: messenger RNA, 4388 nt
Organism: Magallana angulata
Lineage: Eukaryota; Metazoa; Mollusca; Bivalvia; Ostreida; Ostreidae
Product: zinc finger protein ush-like
Exons: 7
Coding region: 308-4078 (1256 amino acids)
Biological process (GO): negative regulation of transcription by RNA polymerase II; positive regulation of transcription by RNA polymerase II; cell differentiation
Cellular component (GO): nucleus
Molecular function (GO): RNA polymerase II-specific DNA-binding transcription factor binding
Source: RefSeq, a predicted model, not a curated record